GCUCACGGUAGAUGCUAGAAUCACGUGGGCUAACCUCCGUCCCUGCAACAGCCCCCAGCAGCAGCACACACGUCACAGGACGUCAUCAGGGCGUGGGCGGGGCAUUGAAUGGCAGGAAGUGACAUCGGCACCGGAGACAGGAAGACAUCAUCGCCUGAGAAGAGAGAGGGAGACAGAGGCAGAGAGAGAGAGCGGCUCCCAGCGCCCGACACACACCGGGGACCGCAGCCAGCAUGUCUGACCAGGAAACCAAACCAUCCAGCGAGGACUUGGGAGAUAAGAAGGAACCCGGUGACUACAUUAAACUAAAAGUAAUUGGCCAGGACAGCAGUGAAAUUCAUUUCAAGGUAAAGAUGACGACGCACCUGAAAAAGCUGAAAGAGUCAUACUGUCAGAGACAGGGUGUCCCGAUGAACUCGCUAAGGUUUCUGUUUGAAGGGCAGAGGAUCUCCGAUCACCAGACCCCUAAGGAGUUGGGCAUGGAGGAAGAUGAUGUCAUUGAGGUUUAUCAGGAACAGACUGGGGGCCACUCGUUGAUUUAAAUUUUAGCGCAAUUUCCUUUUUUGCCAUUUUGGAUUUAUUUUUAUUAUUUUUAUUUUGUAAUAAGACGUUUAUCACCCCCCCCCGUGCUGUUUCCUUUCGCGUUGUAAUCUGCCCGUUGUCUUCACUUCAACAUCACUUCCUGUCAGCAGUUGCACUAUGUACUAAGAGGAGUCUCCACCAGUUCCACCACAGCCAGGAUCCAGCUUGGGGCCUAGAUGGUAACGUUGUGACUGGAGGAGAGGACUUACUGGUGACUUUGGAAUUGCUUCCCUUUUAACAGAAAUGACCAUGAUUAACUUCAUUGUUCCAGUGCCUGCCUAGCAGAUGUACCAAUUGUGUUUUUAGACGUGGUCAUGCUACAGAAUAAUUCCCUAUGUUAAAAACAAAAACAAAAAAAAUGUUUGAUGUAUCUUAUUUUUGUGGGGGCAUGGGUUUUAAAUAAAAAAGAAAAAAAAUCGUA
Pseudophryne corroboree (corroboree frog) is the source of this 1003-nucleotide messenger RNA. RefSeq names its product small ubiquitin like modifier 1 (gene SUMO1). Gene Ontology annotation, molecular function: protein tag activity; ubiquitin-like protein ligase binding. The record is from RefSeq and is a predicted model, not a curated record. Bases 234 to 542 code for a protein of 102 amino acids. Gene Ontology annotation, cellular component: PML body; nucleus. Gene Ontology annotation, biological process: protein sumoylation. The transcript has 5 exons. NCBI's taxonomy places the organism in Eukaryota, Metazoa, Chordata, Amphibia, Anura, Myobatrachidae.